This is a messenger RNA of Ochlerotatus camptorhynchus, 1318 nucleotides long. RefSeq names its product retinaldehyde-binding protein 1-like. The transcript is spliced from 2 exons. Gene Ontology annotation, molecular function: phosphatidylinositol bisphosphate binding. Bases 125 to 1102 code for a protein of 325 amino acids. NCBI's taxonomy places the organism in Eukaryota, Metazoa, Arthropoda, Insecta, Diptera, Culicidae. The record is from RefSeq and is a predicted model, not a curated record. Gene Ontology annotation, cellular component: membrane.
UCCUCACUUUGACGCUGCUGUUCACAGAGUGCCCUUACAACUACGUCAGUGCGGGUGUAGCUCUCCUCACGAGAUCAGGGUCAUUAGAAUAGAAGUUUUCGUUACGUGAAUUCCGUUGCCCACCAUGGCAGAUUUCAGUGAUAAGAGUGAGAUAAUUGUUCCAAACGGGAGUCGCUUGUUUAGUUUUCCCAAUUUGAACGAACGCUUGCAGCGCGUUGCAGCGAAGGAACUCAAGGAGAAUGAGUUUGUGCGAAAACAGUCACUGGAGCAGAUGCGCGAAUGGAUCGCCAAAAAUCGACGGAUUAAAAACUGCCGCACGGACGAUCGGUUCCUGCUGCGAUUCUUACGAGUCAAAAAAUUCUCGGUGAUGAAAGCGUGUGAAAUGUUGGAAAAAUAUCUCACCAUGAGACAGUCCUAUCCGAAAUGGUGUAAGAAUCUUGACCCGUUGGACAAAGAUCUGCAGCAAGUUCUAGAUUACUGCGCAUUGGUUCCGGUCGGUCGUGACAGUGAAGGUCGGAUAGUGAUCAUGGGGGUCGUUCGGAAUUUUGACGCUCAAAAGCACAACUCCGAUCAAAUGAUCCGCCUCAACAUGGUCGUGACAGAAUCGUUGUUCGACGACGAAGCCAACCAGAUUGCCGGUUUCACGCACGUGUUCGACAAUACCGAUAUGACACUGGCGCAUGUCACCUGCUGGUCGCUGGAAAACAUGACUGGCUAUCUGCGCAGCGUCGUCAAUGCCGUCCCGAUCCGGCUGAAGCAAAAUCAUUUCGUCAAUGUUCCCGGCUUUGCCGCGCAACUGAGCAAGUACUGCCUGUCUUUUGCCAGCGAUAAGCUCAAAUCACGAAUUUAUUGUCACCGAAACGUCGAUGAUCUGAAGCGGAACAUCGACGAGAAGCUGCUGCCUCGGGAGUAUGGCGGGGAAGUACCGCUGGUUGAGCUGAACGAGCGGUUCAAACGAUAUCUGAUGACAAAACGGGAAAUGCUACUGGCACUGGACGAGAUGGAAAUCCAGUUGACCGAUCAGGUGGAAACGGUGCACGGGAGUGUGGAUAUCGUGGACGCUGGAGCGAUUGGCAGCUUUAGGAAGCUGCAGAUCGAUUAGAACGCCAGGUUGGGUGGUGAUUUUUGUUUUUUGUUUACCUCGCCGUUGUCUUAUCUGUUGUGAUACGUAUACAAAUAGACUAGUAGACACUUUCUGUGGGUCUUAUCAGAGAGUGGCAUUAUUUAGCAUCCGUGACAAAAUGAUUUUGUUUAUCAUAAGUGCAAAUUUGAAUAUAAAAUGGUUCAGCCAAAACAGGAUAUUACGACAUCAGAGAAU